Molecule: messenger RNA, 3189 nt
Organism: Penicillium diatomitis
Lineage: Eukaryota; Fungi; Ascomycota; Eurotiomycetes; Eurotiales; Aspergillaceae
Product: ATP-binding mismatch repair protein PMS1
Exons: 4
Coding region: 1-3189 (1062 amino acids)
Biological process (GO): mismatch repair
Cellular component (GO): MutLalpha complex
Molecular function (GO): ATP hydrolysis activity; ATP binding; ATP-dependent DNA damage sensor activity
Source: RefSeq, a predicted model, not a curated record
AUGGCGACGAUAAAGGCCAUCGAGGCUCGCUCAGUCCAUCAAAUCCAGUCUGGGCAGGUCAUUGUUGAUCUGUGCUCUGUCGCCAAAGAGUUGGUUGAGAACAGUCUCGAUGCGGGCGCAACGACCAUAGAGGUUCGAUUCAAAAACAACGGGCUGGACCUGAUCGAGGUGCAGGAUAAUGGGAGUGGCAUUUCGCCGGACAAUUAUGAGAAUGUGGACGACGCGGCCUUUCGCUCAGCUUUGAAACACUAUACCUCUAAACUCUCCUCCUACGAAGACCUUACAAGCCUCCACACCUUUGGCUUCCGCGGCGAAGCCCUGUCUUCGCUAUGUGCCCUUGCCGACUUUCACAUCACAACUGCUCAAGCACAUCAAGCGCCUCGUGCCAAUCGGCUGGAAUUUGAAAUAUCGGGAAAAUUACGCAAGACUCAGAUUGUGGCUGGACAAAAGGGAACAACGGCAUCCGUGGAGGGUAUCUUCAAACGCCUGCCCGUGCGAAGACGAGAGCUAGAGAAGAACAUCAAGCGAGAAUAUGGAAAAGUGCUCAACUUGCUCCACGCCUACGCGUGUAUCAGUACCGACGUCAAGUUCAGUGUCAGGAACACUGUUGGCAAGACGAAAAAUGUGGUCGUCUUCUCGACGAACGGAAACCGCACGACAAAGGAGAAUAUUACCAAUGUGUACGGGGCCAAGACACUAUCGGCACUGAUCCCUCUUGAGCUGGAGCUCGAGUAUGAACCUUCCGGUCCCAUGAGGCAUCUCGGAGGUGGAGGACAGUCUCAUCAGCUUGUGAUCAAAGGACAUAUCUCUCGACCGGUCUUUGGAGAAGGGCGUCAAACACCAGACCGACAGAUGUUCUUUGUUAAUUCGCGGCCGUGCGGACUGCCGCAGAUUGCAAAAGCAUUCAAUGAGGUAUACAAAUCAUUUAAUGUUUCGCAGUCGCCCUUCAUUUUCGCCGACUUCCAAAUGGAUACGAAUGCUUACGACGUCAAUGUUUCACCGGACAAGCGAACCAUUCUGCUCCACGACGCGGGGGCCUUGAUUGAAUCACUCAAGGUUUCUCUGCUGCAAUUAUUUGAAGCAGCCGACCAGACAGUUCCGCAGUCACAAUUAGUGGGCUAUAAAUCCGCAAAGACAACGCCAAGACAGCAAGGACUAGGGUCGCUACCGGGUUUUAUCACUGCUCGUGAAGUUGCCCAGGAAAGCCUUGUCGGUACUCCAGUUCGGAAAGAGAGCCAUACUACCAUCGAUGAUUCGGACAAAGAGACCGGGGAACCGCCAAAUACUGCGGGAAGCAGUAUCAAAAGAUUCAUGAGCACGCAAAGUGAAGUCGGUGUGGUGGAACCCUUCUCAACGCCAAGUAGGUCUACACGAUCAUCGCGCCAGACGCCAUUACCCCCUACGAUUGAACCGCCUAGUUCCACCGGAUCCCGGCGUGGGUUCGAGGAUGAGUCCCAAAAUUCGCCAGUGAUGGCAUCACAUAAGUAUUCCGACCCACCAAGUCGUCACCCUUCCUCUCCACCUCGCAGACAACCAUCAGCAUCAGCUCGACUUCCAGAUGCGUCUGAAGAUCUGCCAAACAUUGUGCAGAAUGCGUUCGAUCGUAUGCGUCCUUGUCGACAGCAGCGUGAAAUGGCCACUAUUACGAUUGGCGAACACACAGUGACCUCUAUGAUUGGCAGCGCUCGGCCGCGGAAGCGCUUUACUGAUACUGGAUAUUUGUCGAGUGAUCCUCCCAAGCGAAAGCGAAGAAUACAUACCCCGUCUCGGCCUGGAAUUUUUGGGGAGCAAUUAAAAGCUUUUGCGGCGCGAGGAUCACAGGUCGAAGGCGAGGACGAAAGUGACCAUACCGAGGGAGAGGAGGAGGAGGAGGACGAGCCUGGAUUAGAAGAAGAGGAAGAGAAAGCGGAUGAUGAUUCCAACAAUGCAACAGAAACAGAGAGUGGAGUCUCUUUGAACAAGCGCCCAGAUACCCAGCAUGGGCGAGCUGAUGGGAAGGCUCAUUCAUCUGACAUCGAUCACACGGACGGCCUUCUGAACGUUGAUCCGCAGACGACUGGCCCCAGCAAUGACGGACAGAAGACAGCGCAAGAAUCAGCCAUUGUCACGGAAGAUGACGCGUUCCUUGACGAGCUCGCAAAGAAGGCGCAGGAAGAAGCAGUCGUUCAACGGCUGAUCCACCAGGCAGAAGAAAAAGCCGUUCUACCUUCUACUCACAACACCAGUCGUGCGAACAAGUUGAACAAGGGGGCUGCCCAUCGUGAUGCCACUGUUUCCCUAGUCAGCACUAUAGACACCUCGGCCCCUCAGCUCCGCGCGCAGAUUGAGCAGCUGCGACAAGGCAUCAGAACCCAUGAGAUGCCGUCUCAUCAAUUGGAUACAGAUAUCGCAGAUGACCAAACGGCAGAGGAUCGCCUAUCUCUCACUGUCAGUAAAACAGACUUUGCGCAAAUGCGUAUCAUUGGUCAAUUCAACCUGGGAUUUAUUAUCGCAGUCCGACCGGGACAUGAUCAAGAUGAGCUCUUCAUCAUCGACCAGCACGCGUCGGAUGAGAAGUUUAAUUUCGAACGCCUUCAAGCCGAGACGUCAGUGCAGAAUCAGCGUCUGGUCCGGCCCCAACGCCUCGAUCUCACCGCAGUCGAAGAGGAGGUUGUACUGGAGAACCGGUCCGCUCUUGAGAAGAACGGGUUCAUCGUGACUGUGGACGAGAGUGGUGACGAGCCGAUUGGCCGAAGAUGUCAGCUGGUCUCGCUGCCGCUCAGCAAAGAAGUCGUUUUUGGUUCGCGCGAUCUGGAAGAGUUGAUUGUCCUCCUGUCUGAUUCUCCCGCGACCAACAGCGUGUCGGUACCUCGACCCAGUAAAGUGCGGAAGAUGUUUGCGAUGCGUGCCUGUCGGUCGAGUAUCAUGAUUGGAAAAACUCUGACGAGCCGCCAGAUGCAGCGGGUCGUGCGGAACAUGGGAACGAUCGACAAGCCUUGGAAUUGUCCUCACGGAAGACCGACAAUGCGGCAUUUGAUGAGUCUGGGGUCGUGGGAAGGGUUUGAUGAAUAUCGAGACUUCCCGGAGGACACGGCGGUAGACAAGGAGGUCGGCGCCGGCGGUUUGGACAGGUGGAGGAGAUAUGUAGAAGAUGUACAAAGAGACGCUGCUGAAGAAGAUGUUGAGGCGGACGAGGGAGAUGCAUCAUAA